ACUGACUUUCCGUUGUUGCAUUCGGUUGCUUAGCGACGCAUGACAACAAACGGAAGUUUUGGAAACGGAACGCCCAAGUGUUGAAAUCUGAUCAUUUAAGAAAUGGCUGUGCCUUUCUCGAACAUCACCCUAAAAGUUCCACAUGGAUUCAAGAACGUCCUAGAGGGACUCGCCAGGGAGGUACUGAGAGAUCAACCGGAAAACAUCCCCGCAUUUGCUGCAAAGUACUUCACAACACUUCUGCAGAAAAGAGAGGAAAGUGGCCUGGAUCCAGCUAAAUGGGUUGAACUAAUGGAGCACAGGUUCUCCACAAAUGAGGAUGCAGUAAACCAGGAAAAAAGCAGCCCGGACAAAGAAACUGGAAGCCCUGUGUAUGAAGACAAAGUUUUUCAUGAUGAUUCAUAUGAAAAUAAUGAAGACGAAAUUACCCAGCUGACUCAGAUCUCCUCUCCGUCAUCUGAGAUCCUUGAUACCUCUAAAAGCAAUGAAGAGACAGAACCACAGUCAAACAAUAAGUUAAAUAAAUCAAAGGAUGAAUCAGGGGCAACUGAUUCUCAACUUAAUCUGGGUUUCUCAUACAAAGGAACUGCAGAUGUUGAUAUAUGUGCUGAAGAGCUAAAUAAAAUGGAAAUGGCUGAGGAGAAAAUUCUAGAAAACAUACAGGGGCCUGCCAGUGUCGAUGAAAAGAAUGAGGCCCCAGAAAAAGAGCUCGAUCCCAUAACUCGGUCAUCAUAUCGUGGUCUUGCAGAUGUAGAUGUGUGCUCUGAAGAACUGCAGUCUACUUCACAUGAGGAGGAACACACUGAGGGUGGCAAAGAUGGGACUGCGACCGAUGCGAGUGUUAUCCCUCCUUCAGAAAGCCCAGUCGAGCAAGAUGUCCUAGAUACCCAGGAUGAGUGCACUCCAUCUGGUACGGAGACUUCAUUUUAUGUUGAACAGGAUGCUGAUGAAGAAUUAAAUGAGGUUUCGUAUACUGAAAAAACAAUUGCUUCCUCUGUUAAAGAGGAUGCAGGAGAAACUGGUCAUCUGUCUGAGGAUGCCAGAGAAAUGAGUAAUACUUUGGUUGAUGAUACCGGCCCAGAAAUUCAUACUGCUGAUCAGCUACAUGUAAACGAAACAGCAGAAAGUAUCGGUGUGUCAGAAGUGGCAAAAACUUUUGAUGAAAAAUAUACAGAUGAAGUACCACUGGGGUUUGAAAACCAGCAAGCAAGUGACAUUUUGUCAGCUAAAGCUACAAGUGAAUCAUUGUUCACUGUAGAAAAAGCCAGUCUAGCAGACUGGAGCAGCGAAGAUAGACCAGGAGCGGAUGAUUUGGCAAAAGUAACAUCUGAAGUUCAGGAAGGAAAUAAUGAUAGUAAAAGUGUCACUGAGUUCCCUGCUGCCAGUGGCUUUUCAUUUGAGGACGUGAACAAAGAUGACACUAGGACAUCUCAGCAGGAUGCAGAUGAAGUUGAGGAGAUAAAUGAAAUUGAGAAAGAAAAUAAUGAUGUGAAUGAGCCAGAGACACAGGAAGACGAUUUGUCUCGCAGGCCAUUAUCUCAGGAAUCUAACAAAGCUCUUCUUAUUCCUACAUCUGAGCAAACUGAGCAGCACAUGGAGGUCACCGAUAAACAAGCUGCUACAGGUUCACAAGAGAACACAGAGGAACCUGAGACAGCUAUUGAUUAUAAAGAGUCUGAACACCAAGAAGACAUAGCCCAUGAGGCCACACUGGACACUGAGAACAAGGAGGCGGACCAACAGGCGCUCUCCCCCGCUCCUUCUUUCCGCCCACCUCAGCUCGAGAAUAAUAAGCAGAGCUGGGUGAGAGGCGCGCGCGCUCCAAUCUCCCUGUCAUCACAUUUAUCGUCUAUUAGUCCGGUACAGAACACAUUUAUCAGCAUGGAUUGCCACUGCGAGGAGAGCAACCAGCCGCAGGAGGAAGAGGACAUCAUGGACAUCCCCCUGGAUGACCCAGAGGCCAACAAGGCAGCCGCCAAGAUCCAGGCAGGUUUCCGAGGCCACAUGACCCGGAAGAAGUUGAAACCCGGUGAUAAGCCCGGGGAGGAGGUGAGCAGCACUGGUGAGACUCUCAACGGGAGCCAGGGGGACGCAGGAGGAUCAGAAGGAGUAGAGACAGAUGAGACAUCCGUGCCGGAGCAGUGAGGAUUCUUCACUCUGGGGACGGCAGUUCCUGGAGACGUACCUUUUUAUGUAGGGACAAGCCGUAGUCAUAGGUUGGAUCUCAUUAAUCAGAAAUAAUAUCUCUCAUUCUUUAUAUUGAGUCUAUUUCUCUCACUCUUUCUCUCUAUUUCCCUCUCUCUACCUAGUCCUCAUUUUUCUUUAUUUUCUGCUUCUUAUCCAGUCUAAGGGAAAUAACUGUCCCAAACCAGCAUGCAUUGGCAUCUCACUGGGCAUGAACUUGGUGCACUUGUACUCUUACUGAUUGUUUGCUAGUCCAAGUGUUGGUGUGAAAGCAACAAGGAAUGCCCGUAAAAGUUUAAACAUUGUACUGCUCGAUUCAGAUAUAUUUUAGACUUGAAUUUAUGUAUCACAGCCGUCUUUUGUAUUUGCUAUUUGCUUGAAAAUUUGCCUUGUUGUAGUGGUUAUUAUAUAGUAUUCAUUAUGUUUAAAUACUUUAGGAUAUUUUUUUUGUCUGUGUUUAUAAUUUAUUGAAUGCUACUCUAUAUUAAUUCCUCUUAUAAAUCUGCUUUACCUUAUGAUAAUCUGUUAAAUGUUUGCUUUGCUCCCUUUAAUAUUAACUUCUCACUCUGUAGAAUCAGAUUAAAAAAAAAGGAUAAUCAGAGCUUCCAAAACAGCAGUUAGCAUGGCUAGCCUUCUGUUCUUUCUUUCUUUCUUUUUUUCUUUUUUUUAAUAAUCAAAGUUGCUGUAUUUUAAGGAGUUUAAGAAUUUUGAUUUGACUUGGAAUGUAUGUUUUAUUAAUGGUUAUGAAGAUCAGCUUGCAUGUACACAAUGGAAUGAAGCAUUAGCAGUACCCUUAAUAAAGCGCUCUGAAAUGUU
Clarias gariepinus (North African catfish) is the source of this 3000-nucleotide messenger RNA. RefSeq names its product sperm autoantigenic protein 17 (gene spa17). The coding region runs from base 103 to 2145 and encodes 680 amino acids. The record is from RefSeq and is a predicted model, not a curated record. Gene Ontology annotation, molecular function: calmodulin binding. The transcript is spliced from 8 exons. Lineage: Eukaryota; Metazoa; Chordata; Actinopteri; Siluriformes; Clariidae.